Messenger RNA from Halichondria panicea, 747 nucleotides. RefSeq lists its product as uncharacterized. The record is from RefSeq and is a predicted model, not a curated record. Bases 1 to 747 code for a protein of 248 amino acids. The transcript has a single exon. NCBI's taxonomy places the organism in Eukaryota, Metazoa, Porifera, Demospongiae, Suberitida, Halichondriidae.
AUGGAACUGUGGAACCAUGGAACUGUGGAACCAUGGAACAAUGGAACCAUGGAACUGUGGAACCAUGGAACUAUGGAACCAUGGAACCAUGGAACUAUGGAACGGUGGAACCAUGGAACUGUGGAACCAUGGAACUGUGGAACCAUGGAACCAUGGAACUGUGGAACCAUGGAACUAUGGAACCAUGGAACGGUGGACGGUGGAACCAUGGAACUGUGGAACGGUGGAACCAUGGAACUGUGGAACCAUGGAACUGUGGAACCAUGGAACCGUGGAACCAUGGAACUGUGGAACCAUGGAACUAUGGAACGGUGGAACGGUGGAACCAUAAAACUGUGGAACCAUGGAACUGUGGAACUGUGGAACCAUGGAACCAUGGAACUAUGGAACAAUGGAACGGUGGAACCAUGGAACUGUGGAACCAUGGAACGGUGGAACCAUGGAACUGUGGAACCAUGGAACUGUGGAACCAUGGAACGGUGGAACCAUGGAACUGUGGAACCAUGGAACUAUGGAACCAUGGAACCAUGGAACCAUGGAACCAUGGAACUAUGGAACGGUGGAACCAUGGAACGGUGGAACCAUGGAACUGUGGAACCAUGGAACUGUGGAACCGUGGAACUAUGGAACCAUGGAACCAUGGAACGGUGGAACGGUGGAACUGUGGAACCGUGGAACUGUGAAACCAUGGAACCGUGGAACCAUGGAACCAUGGAACGGUGGAACCAUGGAACUGUGGAACCAUGA